ACUCUGUCGCUGAGUCGAUUGAACUCGUCCUCAAACGAAACUGCAUCGUUUCAGGCGCCGAGCUGGUUGUGUACUUGUGUUUGCCACGCCGGCAGAAUCGCUGGCUCAUUUAUGUAUUUCUCGCGAACUCACGGCUGUUUCGGCACGUAUGAAGACAGAGGCUUCACUAGUUCUGGCACGUGUGUAGCGAAUGCUGCGGGCUCAGUGCUGGCUGAUGUCCACACCUUAACUCUCUCUCGCUGUAGCAAAGGCGACUGGGGGCUAACUGGCAUGCUUGUCGCCGAGAUCCGUUGUGGGUAGGGAGAAGAAAAUGAGGGAAGGUCUCUCUCUAGGACUCAGGCUUCUCCAAUCACUGGUCCUGUUAAACUGCUUAUAUUGUGGACAGUGCAAACCAUGGGAUGUAUUUCAUAAUUAUAGUCUUCUUGUAAGAUACACGUCUCGAUCAUCUCAGAUAGAUACUGUUAAUAAGGUGCAAAAGCAUGGCGCCAUUUCUCCUGUGCCCUCACCAAGCAGUACUUCUGGUGCAUUUAUGCCCCUUCUGGCACCAUCACCUUUGGCACCAUAUGGAAAUAGCAGUGUGCCAUUAUUAUCUGGAAUGUGUACAUUGAAUUUUUCUGCGGCAGAAAAUAUGGUAGCAGUGACUGCAGUUGAUUGCUGGGGAUCAUUUGCCCCUUUUCUUGCCAAUGUUAUCUGUUGUCCUCAGUUGCAGGCCACUCUAACAGUUCUUAUUGGUCAAUCUAGCAAAACCUCUGGUGUGCUUGCUCUGGAAACAAAACACGCAAACUACUGCCUAUCAGAUGUGCAGAAGAUCUUGACAAGCCAGGGUGCAAAUGAAAACCUCCAAAAAAUAUGUGCCAUACGUCCAUCCAAUCUUACUGGAGGUUCUUGUCCAAUUACAGAUGUAAAUGAGUUUGAGAGCACGGUAGAUCUGUCUAAACUUUUGGCUGCAUGUGAGAAGGUUGAUGCAGUAAAGGAGUGCUGCAGCCAGGUGUGUCAGAGUGCUGUAUCUGAGGCUGCAAGGAGAAUUGCCUUGUCAGAUUCUUCUCUUUCUAAUCCAAUGGGGAUACCAAAUUCUCCUCCACAUUCAACUACAAUUGAUGAUUGCAUGAGAGUUGUGUAUAGAUGGUUAGCUAGUCGUUUGGAUCCAGAUGGUGCAAAACAAGUUCUAAGGCGUAUAUCCAAUUGCAAUGUCAAUAAAGCUUGUCCACUGGUUUUCCCCACAACCAAGAACAUUUCCAUUGACUGUGGAGGUGUGAUUGGAAACCAAACUGCUUGUUGCAAGACAUUGGCAAACUACAUUUCUCAUUUACAAAGGCAAAGUUUUAUUACAAACUUGCAAGCUGUUGAUUGUGCUGCCCUGCUUGGCAUGCAGUUGCAAAAAGCUAAUAUCACUGGCAACAUCUACGAGUUGUGCCAUAUAACCCUUAAAGAUUUUACUCCUCAAGUUGGAUCACAAGAAUCUGGUUGCUUGUUGCCAAGCUUGCCUUCAGAUGCAACGUUCGAUCAAUCAGCAGGUUUUAGUUUCACAUGUGAUCUGAAUGACAACAUUGCUGCUCCCUGGCCAUCUUCAUCUUUAGUGUCAACACCCUCAUGCAAUAAAUCAAUUACAUUACCGGCGCUUCCAACAGCAGCACCUUCUCAGGGUGGCCAAGGCAAGAAGCCCUUGCUCUCGUUGCUCCUAGUGUUGUUCGCGGUUUUGCUGGCUUUGUGAUUGUCUUGGUUUUUUGGUGCUCUCUCUCUCUCUCUCAUGGGCGCAUGCAUGUAUCUGCAUGCUUUUUGAAGCACACGUCUGCAGAAAUACACCAUCCUCUUCAAGCAGAUAAACGUUCUCCACUCCAUGCAAAGAAAUUUGUAGUUAAACUAGAUGAAGAUCUCGGUCACGAAUGUGCUGCUUUCAGGUGAUAUGACCCAUCAUUUGUUUAUAGGUUUUGGGAUUCCAAUUGCAUUUCUCCUGUCAGAUGUUCAAUAAAAGAGCCUUCUCCUCCAAUGGAAUUGUAUAGUGCAACCGACAGCGUAUAGUUUCUCCGUUUCCUCUCAUUUCAUUUUUCCUUUUCUAGAAUAUCUGUUUUCAUUUGUACGCAUAUGGUGGCUCCAGAUUUAGAGUUGAUCUUGACGUUCAUUUGUAGUCACUUCAUGAAUUGCCCUUAAUUUCGUAAUACAAUUUAUUCACCGCUUGGUGGUAGCCCCAGAAAA
Molecule: messenger RNA, 2193 nt
Organism: Nymphaea colorata (pocket water lily)
Lineage: Eukaryota; Viridiplantae; Streptophyta; Magnoliopsida; Nymphaeales; Nymphaeaceae
Exons: 8
Coding region: 311-1711 (466 amino acids)
Cellular component (GO): plasma membrane
Source: RefSeq, a predicted model, not a curated record